UGGUGUUUCAAUGGAUUUCCAUUCACAAUCAGAGUGAAAAGUGGACCAAAGGGCCAGUUAAAAUCUGGACAAAAGAUAGAACGUGGCCAGAAGAUGUUCCCAGGGAUUCGGCAGAUUGGUCUAGUCUUCAGUUUCCUGCGCUGUCCUAAUUGCCCUUCGGUGCUGAGAUGGUGAGGGUUUCGAGCAGUCUCCCCCAUGCAGCCUGACAGUGCACUCAGACUUCCCACCAAUUACCCCAAGCCCAUGUUGUGUUAGCAGCAUGUCCAACCGUUCCACCAACAUGAACUGUAGUCAGAAUUGCAGCCUCUAUGACAUGGACUAUUUCGAUAACUACUCUGAUUACCCUGUCAAUAUCUUCCCCAUUCCUAUCUUGACCGGGAUCACCAUUACCUGCAUUCUGUUGGCAUUGAUUGGCAUCAGCGGGAAUGUCAUGACUAUCCUGAUUGUGCUUAAGUUCAAAGAUAUGAGGACCACGACUAACUUCUACCUGUCCAGUAUGGCUUUCUCAGAUCUCUUCAUCUUUGUGUGCAUGCCCCUGGACUUGUACAGGAUUUGGCAGUACAGGCCCUGGAACUUUGGCAACUUGCUUUGUAAGCUGUUCCAGUUUGUCAGUGAGAGCUGCACUUACUCCACCAUUCUCAACAUCACAGCCUUGAGCGUGGAGAGAUACUUUGCCAUUUGCUUCCCACUCAAGGCCAAAGUGGUCAUCACCAAGAGCAGAAUCAAAGGUCUCAUCUUUUUCCUCUGGUCAGUGGCUUUUGUUAGUGCGGGGCCCAUCUUUGUUUUGGUUGGCGUUGAGCACAUAAAUGGAACUGACCCCCUGCUGACGAACGAAUGUAAGGCCACGGAGUACGCGGUCAAGUCCGGCCUCCUGAAUAUCAUGGUGUGGGUGUCCAGCAUCUUCUUCUUCCUGCCCGUCUUCUGCCUUUCGAUACUCUACAGCUUAAUUGGGAGGAAACUGUGGCGACGCAAGAGGGAGAGCGUGAGACCCAGCAUUAGCAGCAGAGAGAAGAACAACAAGCAGACAGUGAAAAUGCUCGCUGUCGUUGUGUUCUCUUUCGUGUUGUGCUGGCUGCCAUUUCACGUCGGCCGCUACCUCUUCACCAAAUCCUCCGAGGUGGACUCCCUUGAGAUGGUCCAGAUCAGCAAAUACUGUAGCCUGGUCUCUUUGAUCCUCUUCUACCUGAGUGCUGCUAUCAAUCCCAUACUUUACAACAUCAUGUCCAAAAAGUAUCGAGUGGCUGCUCUCAAACUGUUCCACGUCAAGAAGGCUCCGAGGAGAACUCCGUCAACAGUGAAGGAUGAGAGCUGCCCAGCCUGGACAGAGACCAGUAUAUGCACUUGAUCGUUGCAGAGCAACCAAGAGUUAUGGUCAUGAUGUCCAUUUGUAGCUAUACACAGCCACUGGUUGCAUGGGCUGUAAGGGUGUUACCCAAACGAGAAGGAGCAUGAAAUGGGCACUGAAUUGGUGGCUACAAGACAAGCAGCAAACAAAAACCUAUAUGAUUCUAAAGG
Messenger RNA from Chiloscyllium plagiosum (whitespotted bambooshark), 1515 nucleotides. Its product is annotated as growth hormone secretagogue receptor type 1. Gene Ontology annotation, cellular component: plasma membrane. NCBI's taxonomy places the organism in Eukaryota, Metazoa, Chordata, Chondrichthyes, Orectolobiformes, Hemiscylliidae. Gene Ontology annotation, biological process: hormone-mediated signaling pathway; G protein-coupled receptor signaling pathway. Gene Ontology annotation, molecular function: growth hormone secretagogue receptor activity. The record is from RefSeq and is a predicted model, not a curated record.